This is a messenger RNA of Oncorhynchus kisutch (coho salmon), 1340 nucleotides long. Its product is annotated as gap junction alpha-6 protein-like. Gene Ontology annotation, biological process: cell-cell signaling. Lineage: Eukaryota; Metazoa; Chordata; Actinopteri; Salmoniformes; Salmonidae. Gene Ontology annotation, cellular component: connexin complex. The record is from RefSeq and is a predicted model, not a curated record. The coding region runs from base 80 to 1261 and encodes 393 amino acids. The transcript has 2 exons. Gene Ontology annotation, molecular function: gap junction channel activity.
GGACGCCUGCCGAGUAGUAGAACGACGGAGAAGUCAACCAACAGAAGAACCCAACUUUACGACUGACAGGUGACAGAAUAUGUCCAGAGCUGACUGGUCCUUCCUGGAGCAGCUGUUGGAGGAGGGGCAGGAGUAUAGCACCGGGGUGGGCCGUGUCUGGCUCACUGUCCUCUUCCUGUUCCGCAUGCUGGUCCUGGGCACCGCCGCAGAGUCAGCCUGGGACGACGAACAGGACGACUUCGUCUGUAAUACCAAGCAACCUGGAUGUACCGCCGUGUGUUACGACAAAGCUUUCCCCAUAUCACAUUACCGCUAUUUUGUCCUCCAGGUGAUUUUUGUUUCCACACCAACUAUUUUCUAUUUUGGGUAUGUGGCCAUGAGGGCUGCGAAGGAGAAGAAAAUGGAGGAAGAGGAGGAGGAGAGGACGGAGGAGGGUGGAGCUGGUGAGGGACGAGAGAGGGGAGGAGUAAAGACGAAGAGGGAGGUGAGAAAGGGGGAUGAGAUAGAAGAACUAGAGGAGGAGAAAGGAGGGAGAAAGGUGGUGAAAGCUCUCCCAGAGUCUCCUAAGCUGAAGGGCCGUCUCCUCUGUGCCUAUGCCGCCAGCAUCCUCCUCAAGGUCCUCCUGGAGGUCGGCUUCAUCGUGGGGCUAUGGUACCUCUACGGCUUCGUGAUCCCGGCCCGGUUCGAGUGUGUCCGGGACCCCUGUCCUCACACGGUGGACUGCUUCGUCUCCAGACCCACGGAGAAGACCAUCUUCACCAUCUACACCCAGACAAUCGCUGGAGUCUCUCUCCUUCUCAACCUAGCAGAGCUCCUCUACCUCCUCCAGCUGGCCAUCACCCACCACCUAGAACAACGCUACGCCCAGGAGCAGUACACCUUUCCUGGCAUACCCGAGGUCCGAGUCCGGCCUGGUGCUCCAAGCCUGGAGAUGGAGAUGCAGCAAGUUUCGCCUUACCAGGAGAAGGGCCAUCUGUAUUUACCCAUGGGGGAGGCCGGCUACGCCAAUCCCAGUGAGAGUUAUCUGGACCUGGGGGAGGCCGGCUACGCCAAGCCCAGUGAGAGUUAUCUGGUCCUGGGGUCCAGAGCAGGGAUGGAUCCUGGUGGUGACAUUCUCCCCAGUUACUUGAACUGUUUGGGGGCGAUAAGGACUACACACUCUUCAGGGAGAGCUCACCAUAAGAAAUACAGCACACAACACACACACAGUAAGGGUGCCCAGAAGGGACACAGUAACAAACACACUAAGCAUUAUGUAUGAGGAAACCAGAGAGGUUUGGUUCUGUGAAUAGAAGAAAGCCACUACAUAUGUCCACUACAGACUGACACAGGCACCUUCG